Messenger RNA from Colletotrichum paranaense, 3120 nucleotides. RefSeq lists its product as uncharacterized. Lineage: Eukaryota; Fungi; Ascomycota; Sordariomycetes; Glomerellales; Glomerellaceae. The coding region runs from base 1 to 3120 and encodes 1039 amino acids. The transcript is spliced from 7 exons. The record is from RefSeq and is a predicted model, not a curated record.
AUGGAGAUCGCAGCAAGCAGUAUCGCCUUCGUUCAGGCUGGCGUCGGCACGGGAAAGGCCAUCGUCAGAGCCAUUCGAAUGUGGGAGCAGGUCAAGCAGCUCCCCAACGACCUCAGAGCCCGACUCAAGAGGCUGGAAUCCCUCGAGCCCAUGCUGCGUCACAUCGAAUCCGACUUUGCAAAGUACCCGGAACUACGCUUUCACCCAACCGCCCAGCAAUGUCUCGCUUAUGCGAUGGAAGUCGAAGCUACCAUGAAGUCUCACGUAGAGAAACUCGAGGGGAAGAUCCAGAAGCCUAGCAGCAACUUUAGAAAGCGGGUCAACUCGUUGAAGAUCAUAACGCUGAAGAAAGAGGAGAUUUCCAUGCUGGAGAGUGAGCUUGCUUGGGCCAUGGAAUCUUUGCAGCUUGCCAUCACUUACUUCCACAUGCAAGUUAUAUUUCCCCUGGCGAAGAGCGAGAUAUCUGAGCAGCUUGUGAUCAAACAGACCUCGGAUCGAAUCAGAGAGUAUAGCAUAGCGUGCCAGGAGGAUGUGGUGAAAAAGACGGCGCAAGCUGUCGCCAAUAUGAUCAAGACUCGGGAGGAAGUAGAUCCCAAAGUCGUUGACGCAGGGUCUGGAAAGGUGCUUCCUGCGCCCCCAAAGCGAAAACCAACCAUGGUCAUGAAGUCUGGAGCAUUUGGGCGAUACUCAUUCCAACGCUCCAGGAGCAACGACGGAUGGACCGCUUCAUUGCAGAUACCGUGGUCUCAAUCAGACUCAUCUGCAGUCUUUGAAACUGUUAGAAAUGGAGAUCUAAGGCGGCUGGUAAACCUUUUCAAGACGGGUGAAGCAACCCCAUUCGAUAGGAACGAAUCCGGUAAAUCACUUCUAUAUGUAGCGGCUAAAUACGAGAGACUUGAGGUCUGCCAAGUCCUCAUACAGCAAGGCGUACUUGCCGACGAUGAGCGAGAAAGCUACGGCGGAACCCCAAUAGAUGUCAUCGUACGAUCUCGAACCAAUUUCGAACGGAAAGAUGAUGAUGCCAACCACCGGGCCAUCGUUUCCCUUUUCCGCAAUGCCGCCCAAAGCACCCUCACACUAACCCUCGAACGCCUAUUUACCUUCAUGGCGGAGUACACGUACGGCGAUGAGUACAUCCGAGUAUACUAUUCCAAAUUUCUCACCGAUUACCAAAUGCGCUUCUCUUUGAGCGACCGUCUCGAGGCAGUGAGGCUUGCCGCUUUCAUCGUCCGCGAGGAUACAACGUAUUUAAAUCUCCUAUCCUCCGAUCACACCAUCUCACCAAGCGAUGUUGAGAAGAGCGAUGAAUACGGCUUCUCGCUGUUGCAUUCCGCAGCAAUAGCCACCGGGAUAAGACUCGCGGACGAACUGCAGUUUGACCGGCGGAUCUUACGGCCGCGCACUUACACAUCCGCCUGGAGUGACGUUAUCAUCAAGACCUUACGAAGCUUGCCCAACACAAUGAGCCUAUGUCACGUCGAGACUGUCGUCCCGUGGGACUGGUUCGUCGUACCUGUUUGGAAAGCCACUCCCUUAAUAUCUCUUCUCGGUGGCGCCUUAUGCCGAGUAUCGCCUCACCUACCUUUGGAAGAAUGGGACGAUGUCUUCCAAGCUGUACUCAAACAAUGGCUCCGAGACCUAGUAUCUGCGGGCGUUGAUCUACUUACGUACGGGGAGCAAGAAUCUGAGACAAUGAGGAUCACACAUCCUGAAGUGAAGGGGGCUUUUGACAGCGAUGCCAUCAACCUUUCCCGCAAAGUGGUCAGGAACCCGCUACAAGCGUGUAGUGAGCCCGGGUGGAUGACGAAGGUGGAAAGAACCUUUGAUAGGAGUGAUCGAUAUUGGAAACCAGUGCGGAUCAUCAGUCUCGACUAUGGUCCAGACGUCGAUGAUUGGAGGGUUCACUGGGUCGUUGAGGUCGAGGCGUUUGCUGGCGGACAGGAGCUCACCCCGCGUCUUCGUCAUCCUCGUGCACCCCAAGGUUCCAAGCUCCCAAGUCGUCCCAGUGCGGGGCAGAUUGGCUCACUUCAACCUCUCCUAGCUCCAGCCUUAUCCAAAGACACAAGAUCCGGCAUCACUCAUCAAGCCCGCCAAUUAUCCGUCUCGAUCUCUGCUCUGAUUCUCUCGUGCCCUGCUAGCCACGUUAGCUUAUCUAAAGCUAUGGCGUCCGGAGACACCCGCCCGCCGGGCAAACAGGGAGAGUGGUACUUGGGCGACCCUUCAAGUCUGAGAGAGCAGCUCGAUGACUUUCUCUCCGACGUGCCCGAUCAGAUAGAGGAUCAUGGCUUGCCUGUCCCUGGCGCUCGAGUCAUCAUUGCCCCCCAUGCCGGCUACACAUACUCAGGUGCUACGGCAGCCUGGGCGUAUAAGGCUCUCGACCUCAGCAAAGCCAAACGCGUAUUCCUUCUUGGACCCUCUCAUACCUUCUACCUCGCAGGCUGCGCAGUCAGCACAUAUCAGAACUACGGAACACCAUGGGGAGAUCUCAAGGUGGACGAGGAAGUCACGGGCCGUCUCAUCGACGAGCUCGAAAUCCCCGGUAUCCCGAGAUCCAACGAUAGAAAGGAACACUCGCUAGAGAUGCACUUGCCGUACCUUUGGGUCCGCCUAGAGCAGACAUUCGGUUCGCCCGAGAAUUUCCCGCCCGUCGUACCGAUCCUCAUCGGCGAUAACAACAAGGCCGAAGAGAAGGAGGUGGGCAAGUGGCUCGCCGAGUACAUCAAGGAUCCCGAGAACGCCUUCAUCGUCAGCUCCGACUUUUGUCACUGGGGUGGACACUUCGACUACACAAUCUACUGUCCAGACGGGACGCUCGAUAGCAAGGAGAGGCUCUACGAGUAUGGCCCCAAGCCCGACGGACCGCCUAUCCACGAGACUAUCAAGAUGGUGGAUGACCUGGCGAUCGAGGCCAUAAAGACUGGAAAACACAGCAGCUUCUACGACAACCUCAAGCAGACCAAGAACACGGUGUGCGGAAGACACCCGAUCGGAGUGACAAUGGCGGCGCUCGAAGAGCUGGGCGACCACCGGUUCACGUUCAUCCAAUACAAUCGCAGUACCCUCGUGACGCGACCGAGGGACUCCAGUGUGAGCUAUGUUUCCGCCUACGCAGUGGUAUGA